Messenger RNA from Penaeus vannamei (Pacific white shrimp), 2752 nucleotides. NCBI's taxonomy places the organism in Eukaryota, Metazoa, Arthropoda, Malacostraca, Decapoda, Penaeidae. The record is from RefSeq and is a predicted model, not a curated record.
GUUGUUUAGCAAAGGAGAGUUUAGAUCAACUUAGUGAUUGGUUCCCUUCAUAUGGGAUCAGAGAAAAGGAACAGCUGCAUGAAAUGGGCUAUGAAGAACAGUUUGCCCUUGGAGAAUAUUGGCGGGAUAUGUUCCCACACCUCAACAAUGUCUCAUAUGAUCCCCAAAAGUUUAAGAUAGAAUUCACAGUGAAAAACAGGACAGGUCAGAGUGCUUAUCAUUUCCUACGGGGAAUGUUUGGAGAUGAUGCCAUUGGCACUAUAGAACUUCCUGAGCCAUAUAGUCCAAACUUUAUCUUAAGGGCAUAUAAAUCCUGUCCAAGAUGGCUUAAAGAAGUAUACAAAAAUGAAGAAACAACUUAUAAGGAAAGAAGGUUAUUUACACAGGGAGAAAUAUUCCAGAGUACCCUCCAUGCUGUCAGUUCAAGAUUGGGUUUUAUGCACCCACUAACACCAAGGGAACUUGAGGCCAUUUAUGAUGAAUGCAGAUAUGAGAUGGCUUGGUGGCCCAAACAAGAGAGUGCUUGGUGUAUGCCAUUCACAAGCUAUGAUUUUGAGGUGAUGGAAUACCACCAGGACUUGAAGUAUUAUUAUGAGGAUAGUUAUGGCACUCCUCUUAACUCAGAAACAGCGUGCAGGACGUAUAAUGACUUGUAUUCACAUUUCAGAACUACAAUAUCUCAAGAAGAAGCUAAACCACAAGGGAUAUUUUACUUUGCUCAUGAUAAGACCAUUCUCAAGGUUUUGGCUCGUAUUGGCCUGUUUCGUCCUUCGGAACAUUUGAGACAUGAUAACUUUGCUGAGAUGAGAAACCGAGUGUGGCGUUCAAGCUUUGUAUCACCUUUCAGUGCAAAUAUUGUAUUUGUACUGUACCAAUGUGGAAUGCAGUUUAAAGUAGGCACAUUUUUUGAAGGUCAGCCUACACCUCUCCCUGAAUUAUGUACAGGUGUAGCUUGCCAUUGGAAAGAAUUGCAGCCAUGGUUGCAUGAAAACUACCAGACAUGUGACUUAAGUCAAAUAUGUAUGAUGCAUGAUGAACUGUGAUUGAUGUGCACAUUUAUAGAUUACUUGUAAAGGAUUUUUGUGUAGUAUGACUGGUAUAGGUUUGUAAAUAGUCUUUUUGUGUGAAAUAUAAUUCAGUCUUGUUAACUGAUUAACUGGUAUAGCAUUAAUAUUUUGUGAUAUGAUAAAAUAUAAUAGGGUAAAUGUUCAUAGAUGUCUGUUGACUUAUCUGUUUUUGAUGAAUUAUUUAUUCUAGUACAAGACAUUUUUUAGAAUAUAAAACUGAAUAAGAAAAUGAAAUCAUACAUUUUUAAGAAUGACAAUUCUACAUUUUUUAAAGUCUUUGGCUUGCUAAAAUAAUUUAUAAUUAUCAUUACUAAGAAAUGCUGCUCUUGUUAUAUUAUUAAGUAUUUAAUGUGUCUUGAAAUACAUGAUACCCCUAUAUAAAGGUAUUACAUUGACAAGUAAGCUUUUAACCCAUUAACUGCCAUCCAAAAUGAGUUCCAGAUCUAUUGGUAAUGCAGGCCAAUUUUUAUUAUAUUGCUUAAACUAUUUUAUGUAAAAGUGUUAAGAAUUAUGGUAAUUUUCAUGUUGGCUGCUGAUGCCUCUAACAUAUAUAUGCUCCCUGUUAGCAACCAAUGGGUUAAACAUAUACGACUACUUGUUUUAUCUUGCUGUGAUGAUUUUGAGAGAAUAAGCUCAGGUUUAUGAAUGUGUGCUGCUUUAUAGUAAUUCUGCAUCAUGAGAAUCACCCUUUUGUGGAGUACUAUUUUUGGCUUUUUAUGUUUUUAUAUGUUGCAUUUUUCUAUUUAUUUCAGAGUUCUCUCAUACUCUCACACACUCACAUGUACUCCCUCCAACACCCAUGCAAACUCAUGUAUGAAAAUAGCAUGAUUAUACCAUCUGACUAGUCAUGAAUUCCGAUAGUAGAAGUUGAUAUUUGAUCCCCUCACAGACAUCCAUUACCUUUCCAUUAAUAUGGUCUGGUUGCAAAUAUUAGGACAGUUACAGCUUCCUCAUAAGAACUUACUGCAUUAUCAUUAUUUAUGAAAACUACUUAACUAGACUUUCAUAUAUAGUUCAAAUUCAUAUUCAUGUUGUGGUUGAGUGUAAAUGGUGUCUUUCUUGGUUUUAUUUAGGUGCUAAAAAAUGUUGAAACAUUAUAUUUUUGUGAGCAUGAAAUAUUGGGUUAUAGCUCCCUUGCAUAUUAUUACCUUACCUAUUGCUUAAAUGAGCUAUGAUUAAAAUGCCUAAUUAUUAGACACUUGAAAGAAAAAUAUGAUUUAAAUGGUAAUGUAAAUACAAAUACUUUAUGUAUGUGCUGUUAUAGUAGUUUUAUAAUUUGCAGGCUAGCUGUGGGAAUAUAUUCAUGUUUUAUUUGAGACAUUAUUGUGUACAAAUUUUAACCUGACAUAUUUGACUUACAUGUCUAGAAUUAUCAUAAUUAGAUUAAAUUGUAUGGAUUAUAGUUAUUCACAUUAGCCUGUUACUUAAUUGUUCAUAAGAGAUGAAAACACUAGUUCCACUGGAUAUGCAUCAUGUAAUGGAGGAUAAUAGAGGUAAAACUAGUUACAUUAGUAUAUAUAGCAAAGUUUUUUUUUUUUUAGUAUCUCAGUUAGUAAUUACUAGCUGCAACAUAUACUUCAUACAGUGAUUCCACUGUAAACUGAAUAAUCAAACUGUUUUCAUUAUAUGAAAAGAAGGCUUAUUGUUAUCAAAACAAAAGCAGAAAUAAAUGUGAAUGAUUAAAA